Molecule: messenger RNA, 816 nt
Organism: Aspergillus chevalieri
Lineage: Eukaryota; Fungi; Ascomycota; Eurotiomycetes; Eurotiales; Aspergillaceae
Exons: 3
Coding region: 1-816 (271 amino acids)
Source: RefSeq, a predicted model, not a curated record
AUGGAUCGCCUCCCGGCCCUCAGAGAAGUGGUCACCAUUGACUGGGAGGGCCUGCCAAAGCUCAAAACGGUAGACCUUGGAGAUGGCCUGGACAAGGUUGGCAAUGUCACUCUCAAGUCCACGAACCUAACGGAUGUCAGCCCACUGGCCACGGAGAAAGUGGGCAAAUGGAGCAUCUUGGAUCACCCCUCGUUGAAAGUCGCCGAUCUCCCCAAGAUCACUACCUACGAGGAAUUUUCCGCCACUUCCAACAAUAAAACCCUGGAACUCGUUCUCUCCGGCGUGACUGCUGCCGGUAUGACCAGCCUCGAUAACCUAAAAGUCGUCAAUCUUGACUCCCUGGAGACCACCACGGGGACAUUAUAUAUCUUGGGAUAUCUUGACGAUCUACUCACUUUCCCCGCUCUCCGCCACGCCGCGGGAAUCAAAAUGGAAUUAGAGAUCAAAGACCUGAAAUUCCCCGUUCUUGAGACCAUUCACGGCAAUUUUGAUGUCCGUGUCACAGAUACAAAAAUCUCUCUCCCAGCCCUCGAGGGUGUCGACGGCGACUUUAUCCUGAACAUUGAUAAUGCGAAGAACUGCACCGCUUUUUCGGAUUUCAAGGUAUCGGGAUCCAAAUACUACUGUCAAAGCAACGGCACAACGCACCAUUACAACAUGGACGGCAGUUAUACGAACUCGGUGCCCAACGUCAGCGUCGGUGUUCCUGAUAACGAGACUUUCGGAACUGAGAAUGGUGCCGUGGGUCGCGGCGGUCUAUGGGCUGGAUUGAGCAUGGUGGUGCCGCUGCUGGCAGCUAUGGCUGUUGUUCUGUAG